Musa acuminata subsp. malaccensis (wild Malaysian banana) is the source of this 1725-nucleotide messenger RNA. NCBI's taxonomy places the organism in Eukaryota, Viridiplantae, Streptophyta, Magnoliopsida, Zingiberales, Musaceae. The record is from RefSeq and is a predicted model, not a curated record.
AUGACCUUCUUCAAAUGCGUCGGCGUGACGAUUAGCUGGGUCAAGAUAACAGCGCCGGGCAACAGCCCCAACACAGACGGGAUGUUCUUCUCCGGGUGCCAGAACGUCGACGUCUCCGGCUCAAUUAUCGGAACAGGAGAUGAUUGCGUAGCUAUCGGCCCCGACUGCUCAAAGAUCAACAUCAACUGCGUCCAUUGCGGCCCUGGCCAUGGCUUCAGCAUUGGAAGUCUGGGAAGGGAUGGUGCGGAACAAUCAGUCGAGAACAUUCGUGUAUCCGAUUCCAGUGUAAUGGAUGCUCUCACAGGCGCAAGAAUCAAGACAUGGCAGGGAGGAUCUGGAUAUGUCAGAGGCAUCGUGUUUGAGAAUCUGAGGCUCUACUCGGUUAAGACGCCAAUUAUGAUCGACCAAUUCUACUGUAACGGUAACAGUUGCCAAAACCACACCUCCGCGGUGGCAAUAAGCGACGUGCAGUUUGUGAAUUUUUCUGGGACGACCACCACGGAGAACCCCAUCAAAAUACUCUGCAGCAAGAGCGUUCCAUGUAAAGGCAUCCACCUGGAGAAUGUGAAGCUCUCCAUGGUUGGAGGGACAACUCCAGUGAAAUCUGUUUGCAUCAAUGCCAACGACAACCAAUUCACUCGAGUCGACCCAGACGUCCAAUGUAUUGACUUGCAGGCGUUCGUACAAGCAUGGGCAGCAGCUUGUGCAGAUACCAGAUCACCGGUGAUUCUCGUCCCUUCAGGGAAGACGUUCUUGAUAGGUGAAAUAACACUGUCGGGCCCCUGCAAAUCCAGCAUUGAUUUUCGGCUACAAGGGGACAUUGUGGCACCAAAUUCGAAGUGGACGAACGAUAAGGCCAGCUUGUUGACCUUCACGUACGUGAACCGUCUGAUCGUGCACGGCUACGGGCAGAUCGAUGGCAGAGGCCAACUCUGGUGGGACCUCUUCAACAAAAAGAUCUUAACCUUCCAUCACUGCAACGAUCUUUAUGUGAAAGGAAUAACGAUAAAGAACGGCCCCGAUAAGCAUAUGACCUUCUUCAAAUGCGUCGGCGUGACGAUUAGCUGGGUCAAGGUAACAGCGCCGGGCGACAGCCCCAACACAGACGGGAUGUUCUUCUCCGGGUGCCAGAACGUCGACGUCUCCGGCUCAAUUAUCGGAACAGGAGAUGAUUGCGUAGCUAUCGGCCCCGACUGCUCAAAGAUCAACAUCAACCGCGUCCGUUGCGGCCCUGGCCAUGGCUUCAGCAUUGGAAGUCUGGGAAGGGAUGGUGCGGAACAAUCAGUUGAGAACAUUCGUGUAUCCGAUUCCAGUGUAACAGAUGCUCUCACAGGCGCAAGAAUCAAGACAUGGCAGGGAGGAUCUGGAUAUGUCAGAGGCAUCGUGUUUGAGAAUCUGAGGCUCUACUCGGUUAAGACGCCAAUUAUGAUCGACCAAUUCUACUGUAAUGGUAACAGUUGCCAAAACCAAACCUCCGCGGUGGCAAUAAGCGACGUGCAGUUUGUGAAUUUUUCUGGGACGACCACCACGGAGAACCCCAUCAAAAUACUCUGCAGCAAGAGCGUUCCAUGUAAAGGCAUCCACCUGGAGAAUGUGAAGCUCUCCAUGGCUGCUCUGGCGGUGCUCGGUCUGUUGCUGCUAAGUCUAAGUGCUGCUGUUGGAUACAAGACUUACAACGUUCUCGACUUUAAGGCCGUGGGUGAUGGCCAAACCGAUGAUACUAAU